Molecule: messenger RNA, 2294 nt
Organism: Salvelinus sp. IW2-2015
Lineage: Eukaryota; Metazoa; Chordata; Actinopteri; Salmoniformes; Salmonidae
Product: pancreatic secretory granule membrane major glycoprotein GP2-like
Biological process (GO): neutrophil migration
Cellular component (GO): cell surface; apical plasma membrane
Molecular function (GO): protein binding
Source: RefSeq, a predicted model, not a curated record
AGUCGUUUGUUUUCGUCAACUCAAUCACGCUUACCAAUACCUGAGUGCAAAUUAACAGUCGCAAGAAACAUGUAGGCUAAACAAAUACUUAAUUUCGUUCUUGUAUUAUUAAUCGAAUGGUGAAUUAAGGUGGCCAUGAUUAUUGAUAAAGAACACCGACUUUGCUUUUGCAGGACCUGUUUCGCGUUUCCAUUUAUAUUGUUCAUUCUUGUACCUCACACGAUAUCUCUCGGAAGCUGCAGUAGUUUUACGUUCUCCAUAUGUUGGAAGAUAAGCAACAAUUCCUUGUUUGGCAGUUGGCCAGAAGGACAUUUAUUGUUGAACAACACCAAAUUGAAAUCCAUUUGGAGAGAGGACACAUUUUCAUCUUUGACAGUUGCCACUACUGUGGAACACAAAUUGACACUUCAAUAUGGUGUCAUGGUUCGGAAGUGGAUAUUCUCCAUCUUCCCAGGUUCACAUUCCAUUGAGUUCAGAAGUAUACAUAAACCUGACCAACAGCCCAUCAAUAGCACUCUGGAAGCCCUGGAGUUGUUCUCCACCAAUGAGGUGUUUGCGUGUGAAAACAGCGCUCUGUACCUUUAUCAGGACCCAGACUUCAUCCUCAUGCUCGGUCACACCAUGCGCUAUCCCUUGACGCUGGAGUCCAGGAGUACCUCCAUGUUACUGGUGUCCUGGAAAGAGAAGAUGCAGCCCCUGGCUGCCCCUGUCCCCAUCCACUCUGUGUCCCUAUACCACUCUGAGAUGAAGGCCUACGCUGCCCUUAGUGUGGACAGUACCCAUUCCAACCACUACCGCUUCACAGCCCUGGAGUCCUGCAGUUCUUAUGCUGCCUGUGUGGAGAUGGCAGGCAGCCACUCGCUUACCUGUCUCUCCACUAUCACAGACCCAGAAGUCCCCAGACAUUUCCAGGUGACGUUGUGGAACAGCAGCAGUGUCACGGUGUCCUGGGACUGUCCCGACAACCGCAAGUUCUCCUUCUUCCUUGUCACGGUCCUCUACCUCAAUGGCACCAACCAUGUCCUGGAGGAGAGGUCCUUCAGGCACACACUGGACACCUUUGUGUUCUCUCAGUCUGACCUGCCGCCCUGUAGCAGGGUGAAGUUUGGCCUGCAGACGGUGUGCCAGGCGGGCACGGAGGCUCGCCACAGCAGAAUGGUCUUAAUCAACGGGAAUACUGUCCACUCAGAAAUUGAGAACCUGUGGCAGACCUCCUCGGGCCGGACAACUACACCCUGAGCUGGGUGGUGAGGAAAACUUCUUCUAUCUCCAUGUUCAGGAUCUACCACCAGGGGCGCUCCACUACACCACCUGCUCACCAGCCACACGGUGGCCAGCCUGCUGCCCUGCCGCCAGUACUCGGCUAGAGUAGAGCGCUGUGCGGAGACAGCUGGUCAUGAGCUCCAAGACCGUACGCGCUCGCACAGGACCCAGAGGUGUAUCAGAACUGCGCUACCGUCCUGAGGACUCUACGCGCGCUGUGAUUGGUGGGACCGGACAGGGCGUGGCCUUUCAGUACCAGCUGUCUUAUGACAACGGCUCGACCAUCCAGCAAGCCGGCUGAUGGAUCCUUUGCUCCGCCUCCCGGGGCUCAUUGAGGGAGCGCACUAUGCCCUGGACGUGUGGGAAGAGUGUGAUGGCGAGUGGAGCGCCGACACGGCCCUGGUGUGUUUCGAUGGAGUCAACGUUUCCGUCAAUGCCCUCGUGCUGCCGGUGGCGUCCACCCUGAGGCGAAUGAAGACCUAGCCUUCGUUGUGCCUUGGUUAAUGGUGUUGGACCCAAAGACUGAGCCCUGGGCUGAGCUGAAGCGCAUCUACGAAAAACUACUGGAGGAGCUUUUGAAAGAGUACCCGAUUAAGACCAGGGUGGAGUUGGUUGCAUUCAAGGAGCUGGAAGGCGAAUCCAAAACUAAGAUUACCUUUCAAGGCUUUGACGCUUCCAUAACCGAUGCAGACUUACCGCUACCACCUGGCGAGCAGCUGCACCAUAUCCAGUCCCUCCAGCCACCCAAUAUCACAGUCAAGGAUGGGAUCAUCUACUGGGAUGACCCAGAUGAGUGUGCGACCCCUGACCUGAAAGGUGUGACGCCAACUCUUUGUGCGUCAACACUCUGAACUCCUACACCUGUGUGUGUCAACAUGGCUUCUAUGACGUCGGCCUGCCUUCGUUCCCCCUCCUGCCUCACAUCCUGUCUGUUAUGAAAAGGGUAUGUUCACCCAGUGCCUGAAUAGAUCGAUGGCCGGAGGUAUCGCCAAAGCCUUCCUGAUUGGCUACUUCGGUGGCGACGUAACGGU